Suillus fuscotomentosus is the source of this 4719-nucleotide messenger RNA. RefSeq lists its product as uncharacterized. The transcript is spliced from 17 exons. Bases 1 to 4719 code for a protein of 1572 amino acids. The record is from RefSeq and is a predicted model, not a curated record. Gene Ontology annotation, biological process: mitochondrial transport; carnitine transmembrane transport. Gene Ontology annotation, cellular component: mitochondrial envelope. Gene Ontology annotation, molecular function: O-acyl-L-carnitine transmembrane transporter activity. NCBI's taxonomy places the organism in Eukaryota, Fungi, Basidiomycota, Agaricomycetes, Boletales, Suillaceae.
AUGCGCCUCUGGGGCUGCAUACCACUCACUCUCCUGGCUUUGGUAGCACUUUCCACGGCUACUCAGGUUGCAUGGAAUUCAGAUGCAACAAUUCAGUCCCAAACAUUAGUCGACGUUCUCAGUAAUGAUGAAGACUAUACAUCACUCCUUUCUCUCCUGCAGAAAGCUAAACUCAUCCCAACGUUGAACAAGUUGAAUGGCAGCACCCUUUUCGCGCCAACUAACGACGCAAUUAAUCGUCACGAUCUUUGGAGGUCAGCCCUCGAGUAUCCUAACUUGCUCAAAGACAAUGUGCAAGAGGAGCUACGUCAGCAACUGUUCUACCACCUCCUUAAUUACUCCGUAACUGAAGAUCCAAAGGACUUGACUACACUGCGAGUUCUUGACACACUCCACUUCCCGAAAUUCCCCCUGGAUUCUCCUGCUAAUAAGCCUCCCCCAUGGAUGCCAAUACCCGAGAGCACUCUGGGCAACAAAUCUCAGAAGUUACGCAUCACUUCACGAGAUGGCGUAGGCUGGGUCGGUGUUGAUGCUUUUGGACAAGGGGGUAUUGAAGUGAAGAAACAGAAGGUGGAGGCGGCAAAUGGUGUCGUGUAUGGGAUUGCUCACGUCCUUGAUGUUCCACUCCACCUCGGCCGUGUCCUGUCUCAUGAAUCAUCGUUGUCAUAUUUUCAGAAGGUCCUCACACCUAGCAUGCUCAAUGCUAUCAACUCUACCUCUGAGCUUACGUUGUUCAUUCCCGUCGAUUCUGCAUGGGAAGCGCUGGAUCCAAUUGAGCGGUUAUACCUUGAAAGCCAAUUUGCUGCAGAUGAUCUCCUGCGCAUAUUCAACAUGCAUGCUGUUGUCGAGAAGAGUGUCAGAUGGUCGGACACUUUCGACUCAACCACCACCUUGACUACUGAAUAUGGAUCUGAGUUGGAAGUUGUCGUCUCCGAAGGGAAGACUACAGUAUCAGGCGCUACCCUUUCGCAGCCCGAUAUUUAUGCGAGUAAUGGAGUCUUACACCUCGUGUCCUCUCUGCUGGUUCCACCAGGAGCCCUUCAACUAACACCUGAGAAAUACCUUCUUGCCCUCAACUGCACUUUGUUUAUUUCUCUCAUACACUCAGUCAAUCUUACUCAUCUCAUCAAUGAUACCGAGACUCAAUACACCAUCCUAGCACCGAAGGACGAUGUUUUAUCCGUUUUCGGGAAUGACGGCUUACCCAAACAGGGGAGCGAUGAGCUGAAGAGGAUGUUGCAGUACCACUUUCUCCCUGGGAAAUGGACGCCCAAGAAGUUGGCAGACGGCAUGCUUCUAGAAAGUGUACUUCAGGAGCCAGGUCUUGGUAAUGGGAGUCAGGUUAUUCACGUAGAGGUCAACGACGAUGAGAAGCAGGAUGCCCCAUCCAGACAUAUCAGGUUUGGUGGAGCUGGUAUUGUUGGAGAGCACCUUGUUAUCAACAACACUGUUGUCUACUUCAUCUCCUCACCUCUGGAACCACCUGUGGACCCGCUUCAAACAGCUCUACCCUCUCUAGAGUUGUCUUCAUUCCUUGCCGCAGUCUUCUCCACGUCCAUUGCAGAAGAUAUCAAGAAGACGCCCCGCGCAACGUUCCUCAUCCCUCACAAUGCUGCUUUCAAGCGGCUCGGUAAGCUGGUCAGCGACCAUCUGCUAGCUGCGUCAUCCAAGACGGACUUGGAGCGCGUCAUAAGGCACCAUAUCAUAGACGGUAUUGAAUACUCCCAGAGCCUCGUUAACGGCUCUGUGCGCACUUUCGCCACCCUUGAAACAUCUGACUUACAACUGGAGCGCCUACCAAAUCUAUCCGUUAUCGUUAGCCCCAGCGGUGGCUGGGCUGGCAUGAAGAGCGCGUUAUAUCCCACAAACAUGCUCACCGAAACUGGCGUAAUACACGAGCUGUCAGAUCUUAUGAUCCCGCGAUCCGUGGAGUUAAAUGUAGGAAAGCUUAUGAAAGCGGCCAAGGCCACCACUAUGAUUAACAUGGUCACGAAAGCUGGAUUCGACUGGAUCCUGAAUGGAACUGCUCCUCCUGAAGGUUCAGAGUGGGCAGACCAGGGUUUAGGUGGUGCAAGUUGGACCGUACUUUGUCCAACGGAUGAUGCGUUCAAGAAUGACAACCUCACACAGCUCCUCGAGAAUAUCGACGUUCUUCGUGCAAUCGUUAGCCAACACCUCAUUCGCACAUCAUCUGCGGGAGAAUCUGGUUCAUUUAACGUCUUCGAUGUCUUGAAUAACAACCGACCCCUUCCGCUAGAAGAUUUGGGCGAAUAUCCCACUCUCCUUUCGCCUUCUUCGGCGUAUGGUGAUAUUGUCUUCCGGGCGUUGGACGACAAAGUAUCCCAGUACAUGGUCGGGAUCAAGAACGCAAGGGGGACAGACAAACAAGCUGACUGGGCACGCGUCCUAACGUGGGGUCGAGCAACGACGGGCGGAGGUACGGGCGGCGUUAUCACCAUUGACCGCAUGCUCGUCCCGUAUCAUCCGCCAUGGUGGAUCGAAUAUUUCGCGCCGUUCUUCGUGGGAGCGCUUGGCGUUGGGUUGAUAGGCUUGUUCUUCUAUGCUGUCCGGACAGUAUGGAAGAGGGAUAGCAGCGAAGCACCAGCAGCCGAGGAGGCCAAGAACUCGGCAAUUGACAACGUAAAAUCGUUUAUUGCAGGAGGUUUUGGAGGAAUUUCUGCUGUCCUCGUAGGGCAUCCUUUUGACCUGACCAAGACCCGGUUACAGACCGCAGCUCCUGGCGCGUACACUGGUGCAAUUGAUGUUGUGAGGAAAACAUUAGCUCGAGAUGGUGUCACUGGCUUGUAUCGUGGAAUGGUACCUCCACUGCUGGGAGUCACUCCAAUCUUUGCAGUGUCCUUCUGGGCAUACGAUGCCUCUAAGAAUUUGAUACUCGCAUUCACACCCAAUCGUACAUCCGAGAAGCUUUCUACAGCAGAACUUGCCGCUGCCGGUUUCUUGUCUGCCGUACCGACGACCCUCAUUACUGCACCUGUUGAGAGAGCAAAGGUUCUGCUGCAGGUGCAAGGUCAAGGAGGUUCAGGGCCCCAAUACAAAGGUGUCUUCGAUGUUAUGAAGCACCUUUACAGGGAAGGUGGUAUACGGAGUAUUUUUCGAGGCACUGGUGCAACUAUCGCUCGCGACGGACCAGGCAGUGCUGUUUACUUUGCGGCGUAUGAAGUUACCAAGAAGGCCCUGACGCCGGCUGGGCCGUCAGCAGGAGACCUCAACCUAGGCGCCAUCAUGUUCGCAGGCGGAACUGCAGGUGUUGCAAUGUGGAUUCUAUUCAUGUUGCUUCAACAGGUUUUGAAAUCCCGCAUACAAUCUGCACCUUCUGGUACAUAUUCUGGACUUUUCGAUUGCUUUAGAAAGACCGUAGCGCGUGAUGGGAUUACUGCAUUAUGGAAAGGUCUUGGUCCAGCGAUGGCUAGAGCUUUCCCAGCUAAUGCUGCCACAUUCCUUGGUGUCGAAGCCUCGCGGAAAAUUGCUCGUAAUUUGGGCAAUUUUGAAACAUGGUCGUCACAUCAAUGUUGUGAACAAGUUUCUCUCUCUGACCUUCCCUCUGAAUUUCAAGAGGAUGUGGACAAUCUCUUUGGUACCACAAAGCGAAUUCCUCGCUCCUGGUUAGACAGGUCUUUUGACUGUAGCGCAGGUUUUGCCAAGUUUAUAGCAGAUGCUUCACGAACAGCACCAGAACUCUUCUCCAUCGACCAGAGUGCAAGCAACGAACUAUUUGAAGACGUAUGUGUCGUUUUCAGUGCAUGGAAGCGUUUGGCACAAAUGAGGAGUUCCAAAGAGAAAUGGUCUGAGGCGGACUUCGUGGCUAACGUAUACAACGUAUUCCGGACUUCUGGAAUCAGAGAAAGCACUUUCCGGGUGCAAUGCGCGAUUUCGCUCCCACAACCGCAAGACACAUUUCAAAACGCCUUCGAUGUGCCCCGUGUAUUGAAUACAAAGACCGUCAUCCCUGACUGCGCAAUCUUCAUUCCCGCUUCACGGACUCGACCGUUGUCGCAUUCUGCCAAGUCACCAUAUAAGCUCCUCAAGAACCACCCUGCCGUAGUAAAAGCCGGUAAUGCAGCUCAGAGAUCUUCUUUCAGAUACCAGAGCACUCCGUGUGCUCAGCUUCCCGAUAUGCCUGGCUUUGAGUUCGCAAGCAGCUUCUGGGAGGAUAAGAAGCCAGUACACGCUCUUCUUGAUGAUGCAUAUCGCCAGAACCGCAUGUCAACAACUGCUGCUGUCCGGCAUUUACACUCCCUUGGUAUUCAUGCCCCUGUCACGGGGCUUAUUUGGGCAGAUGGAGUUGUCCGCGCGCAUGUUGAUUGGUGUGAGGAAUCAAAGGGAAAGACGGUCAUGAUGUCUGCCCCGUAUUGUGGUCCCCGUGGUCGAUCAUCAAACGAUGUGUUCCACGAGUGGAAACUUGAUCGUCCAAGCGACAUUCUGCAGGUUUACUUCCUUGUUCGGAAUAUUGACGAGUGGACCACAGGCAAAUUCUCAGAAUAUACUGUUCGGGGUGUAAAUCAAAUGGUGGAAAAGCUGUUCUCCAGCGAAAGGACAUAUAAACCCUGGAAAAGGAUUGGGGACCUGGCGCCUCCAUUAAAGACUAACGCACUGAAAGAGAAUCACAACAUUUCUGUUACUACAGUUGUGACUUCGGAUGCGUCCCCCUCUCCGCCUAAGCCCAAGAGCAGGCGACGGAGACGCAGGUCCAGUAAUUGA